CGUGCAGUGAGUAGUCGGUACCUUUAUGAAGACUUACCGGCGCCGGCUUCCUUAAGGGAUAUGCGAUGUGUGACGCACGAGGGGCGUGUACGGGACCGCGACGACCCGGCAAUGUUUGAGGAGAUUAGGAAGUAUUUGCAGGAAGGGGAACUUCCUGAGAGGUGCGCAAACGAUUCUCGAGUACGCGGCACAUUCGUGCGACUGGCGCGGUCAUUCAUAUUGAAUGAUCGCCGUCUCUGGCGGGUCUCCAAAGGAGAACUGCCAAAACUCGUGGUACUGGACGUGGAAAGGCGGCGGGAAAUUAUAGCCGAGGCCCACAAUGACUGUGGUCAUCGCGGUCGUGACCCUACCUUC
Messenger RNA from Postia placenta MAD-698-R-SB12, 354 nucleotides. RefSeq lists its product as hypothetical. NCBI's taxonomy places the organism in Eukaryota, Fungi, Basidiomycota, Agaricomycetes, Polyporales, Adustoporiaceae. The annotation marks the transcript as partial. The record is from RefSeq and is a predicted model, not a curated record. The transcript has a single exon.